AUGUAUAUAGAUCUGUAUGGUUGGCAUCCCAUGACACCAACUAUACACAAAGUCUUGGUUCAUGGUGCAGCAUUGAUAACUCAUGCAAUUCUACCAAUUGGCCAGCUAUCGGAAGAGGCAUCUGAGGCCCGCAACAAGCACUAUCGGCAAUACAGAUUGCAUUUCGCUCGAAAAUUUUCACGAGUGGAUUGCAACAGAGAUAUAUUGCAUAGGCUGCUACUUAGUUCAGAUCCAUAUAUAAGUAACUGCCGACAAAGGCAACACAAGAAAACUGAGCCCUUCUCAAAAGAGGCAGUCAAUCUAAUGAUCGCAAACCCACCACCAAUACCACCAACUGAAGACGAUCGUGAUAGCGGAAGAAAUAUGGAAGAUACUGAAGAAGGUGAUUAUGAAGAAGAUAACGACAAGGAAGAUGACGAUGAAGAAGAAGACGAAUAUGAUGAUGGAGAAAAUGACGACAAACAGUAUAAUUCUAAUUAA
This is a messenger RNA of Macrosiphum euphorbiae (potato aphid), 480 nucleotides long. The record is from the annotation of a GenBank genome assembly. Lineage: Eukaryota; Metazoa; Arthropoda; Insecta; Hemiptera; Aphididae.